This is a messenger RNA of Eurytemora carolleeae, 10092 nucleotides long. Its product is annotated as dynein heavy chain 3, axonemal. Gene Ontology annotation, biological process: microtubule-based movement. The record is from RefSeq and is a predicted model, not a curated record. Bases 80 to 9049 code for a protein of 2989 amino acids. Gene Ontology annotation, molecular function: ATP binding; minus-end-directed microtubule motor activity; dynein intermediate chain binding. The transcript has 97 exons. Gene Ontology annotation, cellular component: dynein complex. Lineage: Eukaryota; Metazoa; Arthropoda; Copepoda; Calanoida; Temoridae.
CCAUGAAAACUAUGAUAAAUGGUAUAGCGGACCUGCUAGAUCACUUGAUAGUCCAGCCAUCAAGCUGAAGGUUACACAAAUGUUUAAGAACUCUACAGAUCUCUCACAGUUAUUCGCAGAUUCUCCAGCUCCCAGGAGGAUUGCAGAUGCGGUCAGAUCUAAGAUAGAGAAGUUCAAUGUUCAUCUUUUUGUUCUGGAGACAAUUUGUAAUCCUGGUUUAAGAGAGAGGCAUUGGGAGCAGAUGGGACAAGAACUGGGUUUCCAGGUUAAGCACGGUGCAGAUAUCACUCUCUCAAACAUGAUUGACGCUGGUAUUCACAAGCUGGGAGAAAGGUUGCAGGAUAUCUCUAACUCUGCCAGCAAGGAGUUCUCCCUGGAGAAAGCAAUGGCUAAGAUGAAGGGAGAAUGGGAGAAUGUUAGGUUUCAGUGUCAGGCCUACAGAGAGUCCGGGGUAUCCAUACUUGCAGGAGUAGAUGAUAUCCAGGUGAUGCUGGAUGAUCAUAUACUGAAGUAUAAUGAUAUUCUGGAUGCGUGGUUGAGGUGCCAGGAGUCUUGGUUGUAUUUAGAACCUAUUUUUAACAGUGAAGACAUUAUGAAACAAAUGCCAGUUGAGGGAAGAAAGUUCAACAAGGUGGACAGAAUAUGGAGGAAUAUAAUGGCUAAAACUGUGUCUGAUACAAGAGUUGUUCUGGCAACCAGUCAACAGAAUAUGUUGGUGAAUCUACAAGAAGCCAACACUCUCCUGGAUCAAAUAAUGAAGGGUCUAAAUGAUUAUCUCGAGAAGAAAAGAUUAUUCUUUCCUCGAUUCUUCUUUCUCUCCAAUGACGAACUUCUCGAGAUUCUGAGUGAAACGAAAGAUCCCUUGCGAGUACAGCCUCAUGUCAGAAAGUGCUUUGAAGGUAUUGAUCAUCUGGAGUUUGUUGAAGAUGCUCUGGGCCAUCAGAAUAUCAAGGCUAUGGUCUCAUCCUUGGAUGAAUCAGUUGCUUUCUCCAAUAUCAUUCAUCCACAGGAUGCUAAGGGAAUGGUUGAAAAGUGGCUUCUACAGGUAAACUCUACAAUGCCUAACUCUGCUCAUGGUUCAUCUUUAAGACUGUCUGGAGAUUUGAACAAGUUGGCAGGUAAAUAUUCAGAACAGCUGGCGGCCAUUGUGGAGACAGUGAAGCGAGGCCUUUCUCCAAAAGCCAGGAAGACUCUUGAAACCUUGAUUACUAUUGAUGUACACGCUAAGGAUAUUAUUGAUAGUCUAGCAAAGGAGAAUGUUACAUCAGUCUCAGCUUUCUCUUGGAGUAGUCAGAUGAGAUACUACCUGGAGAACAAGAGUGUAAAAUUGAAGAUGAUAAAUACAGAUCUAGAGUAUGGUUUUGAGUAUCUAGGAAACUCAAGUAGACUUGUUAUAACUCCACUUACUGACAGGUGUUUCCGAACAUUAAUGAGUGCACUAGAGUUAAAUCUUGGAGGAGCUCCAGAAGGUGCUGCUGGUACUGGGAAGACUGAGACGUGUAAAGAUCUGGCUAAGGCUGCAGGAAGGCAGUGUAUUGUGUUUAACUGUUCUGAUGGACUCGACUGCUCGGCUAUGGCAAAGUUUUUUAAAGGACUAGCGCAGUCUGGAUCCUGGGCAUGCUUUGACGAGUUUAAUAGGAUUGAUCUGGGAGUAUUAUCUGUAGUUGCUCAGCAAAUACUAACUAUCCAACAAGCUAAAGCAAGUCUAACUAAACAAUUCCAGUUUGAAGGAGUUGAUUUACUAUUAAAUCCGUCCUGUUCUAUUUUUAUCACAAUGAAUACCACAAAUCCAUAUGAAAACAGACAGAGUUUACCAGACAAUCUGAAACUAUUAUUCCGACCGGUUGCUAUGACAACUCCGCAAUUCGCCCUCAUAGCAGAGGUUUUCCUAUAUUCUGUUGGAUUCUUUGAAGCGAGGGUUCUUGCAAGAAAAAUAGUUGAAAGUUACAGACUUUGUUCCCUGUCUCUCUCCUCCCUGGCCCACUAUGAUUAUGGAAUGCGAGCUGUCAAAGCGGUACUUGAUGCUGCUCACAAGAUUAAACUGUUAGCUGCUGAAGAUGAUGAACAUGCAAUAAUACUCAAGGCUCUGAUGGACGUUAAUAUACCAAAGUUCUCUUCAUCAGAUGUACCGCUAUUUAAGGAUAUAAUGAGAGACCUAUUCCCUGGAACACGAGUACCUAGCUUAGAGAGAGAAUACUUUAUUCAGACUUUAAAGGAAGUGUGUAUGAAGCGUGGACUCCAACCAACUGAAUGGAUGAUUGGGAAAAUUCUUCAAAUCUAUGAUAUGCUAAUUGUCAGAAAUAAAAAUGACGCCAAGACGUAUGCUGUUCUAGCAGAAACUAUGUCAGGAAUUGCUGAGAAAGCUAUUCCAGCCCAACAUGAAUUCAAGGUUCAGUAUUCAAUAAUCAACCCUAAAUCUAUUACCUUGAACCAACUUUACGGAUGUUUUGAUCCUCUUACUCAUGAAUGUAAAGAUAUUCAGUGUAACCUAAACACUGUACUGGAUGACAGUAAGAAACUGUGUUUAAUGAGUGGAGAAAUUGUUUAUCUCUCUUCAUGGAUGAGAAUUAUAUUUGAGGUUUCACAUCUUAACUUUGCUACACCAGCCACUGUAUCCAGGUGUGGGAUGAUAUACAUGGAAUCCUCUCAUCUGGGCUGGAGACCACUCAAGGAAUCCUUCUUGUUAACCUUACCUGCCGCCUUUACUCAAGAACAGAUAUGUUUGGUUCGAGAUAUGUUUGAUUGGCUGAUUCCUGGUUCCCUACCCUUGAUUAAACAAUCCAGUCUAAAUGUCAAAUACAGUGAGAUGCAUCUAGUCCAGGCAUUUAUUCGACUUUUCUCUGCUCUUAUGAAGUUUAAUACACUUAGGGAAGGGAAGGAGAAAGUAGAUUCUACUUUCCUUCAAAUGUCUUUUCUGUUCUCCGUGAUCUGGGGACUGUGUUCUACCCUAACCGCAGAGUCAAGGAAGAAAUUUAAUCUACACUUUAGGAACCUAGUCGAGGGAAUGGUAAAAGGGUUUGCCAAGCCAUCAACUUUUAGACUUGCCAGAUCUAACCUUAUACCAGAACAGGGAUCUGUGUUUGACUAUAUGUUGGUUGAGAGCGUAGAUCAACCCUGGUGUUUGUGGCAGGACAAGGCACUGUCUGGAAAAUUACCCAUGAUGAACAGUAAUGACAAUAUAAUUGUUUCUACCUCUGAAACUCUAAAACAGGAGUUCUUUACAAUGCUGGCUCUAAACAACCUCUACCCUCUCUGCUUAGUUGGACCGAGUGGGACUGGAAAAACAUUUCUAACUGUUGAUCUAAUGAUGAAACUAUCCACGGAUAAAUAUAUAACCAACACUAUCAACUUCUCAGCGAGGACAAGUGAAAACUAUACUCAAGGCAAUGGGCAAUGGAUUGAUCAUGGAUACUGGUAUGAUAAGAAGGACAGUUCAAGGUUGGAACUGUUCGAUGUGUUGCUCCUGAGUGCAAUGUCUCCUCCUGGAACUGGCAGGAACGAUGUUGAUUUGAGAUUUCUCAGACAUUCCAAUAUUCACUCGGUGGACCCUUUUGAAGAUCAAACAAUUUCAAAAAUCUUUUCAACUGAAAUUUCCUGGCAUUUUAAGGAAUUUGAUUCAGUUAUCAGUGAGAUGGGUGAACCUCUUGUAGAAUCUACUCUAAACCUUUAUAAAUCUGUUCUCACUACAUUCCUUCCUACUCCUCAGAAAUGCCAUUAUAUGUUUAAUCUCAGGGAUUUUGCUAAAGUUAUCAAAGGUGUAAAACUGAUCCCUGGAACACACCUCAGAGAUCCUAAUAAAUUAGUCAGACUAUGGUGUCAUGAAGUGUAUCGUGUGUUCUAUGAUAGGCUAGUUGAUGAAUCUGACAAGAACAAACUCUUUAAUAUUCUCAAAACUAACUGUCAAAAGAGCUUUAAGGUUGAUCUGAGUAAAAUCCUGUUUCCUCAUAUGUUGGAGGGAUCAUCUGUAGUACACGAUGAACAUCUUAGGAAUAUAUUCUUCGGAGACUUCAUGCACCUUGAUACAGAUAACAAGGUUUACGAUGAAAUCCCUGAUGCAAAACUUCUAACACAGACAAUGGAGCACUAUCUUAAGGAAUACAAUGGAGUAUCAAAGGCUCCAAUGCCCCUGGUUAUGUUCAGGUUCGCUGUAGAGCAUGCGGCCAGAAUAAUAAGAAUCAUCAAACAAGGAGGGGGGCAUGCUCUUUUAGUUGGUGUAGGAGGGUCAGGCCGCCAAUCUUUAACCAAGCUUGCAACAUUUAUCGCAAAUUAUGAACUUUUCCAAAUCGAGGUGAACAAGUCCUACAGUUUAAACGACUGGAAAAAUGAUCUGAAAAAAGUUCUAAAAAGAUCAGGAGCAGAUGGGAAGCAGAUUGUUUUCUUGUUUACAGAUCUCCAGAUCAAGGAUGAAACAUUCCUAGAGGAUAUCAGUAUGAUACUUACUACUGGAGAAGUACCAAACCUGUUUGCUGCAGACGAGAAGGCAAAUAUUCUAGAACGGGUUCAACUCCGGGCUCAGGAGGAAAAUAAGGAUAUUGGAGAAACCUCGUUUAACAACCUUUACAAUAUAUUCCUAAAUAACGUGAAGAAUAAUCUUCAUGUUGUCCUGGCUAUGUCUCCACUUGGACCUUCAUUCAGGAACAGGUUGAGAAUGUUUCCAAGUUUAGUAAACUCCUGUAAUAUCAACUGGUUUACUGAAUGGCCUGAAGAUGCAUUAGAAAAGGUUGCAAAUAAUUUCUUAGAAGAAAUGGACAUGACAGAUGAUAUUCGUAAACGGUGUGUCAUGAUGUGCAACUAUUUUCAUCAUGGAGUAAAGAAAAUGUCUACUCGUUUUAAACAAGAGACUGGGAGGUAUAAUUAUGUAACUCCAACAUCCUACUUGGAGCUUAUUUUAACCUUCAAGACCUUGUUAAAAGGGAAGAAGGAUGCAAUAUUAAACCUAAAGACAAGAUAUGAGAUGGGUUUAGGCAAACUAGAGUUUGCUUCCUCGCAAGUGUCUGUUAUGCAGAAUCAGCUAACAGACCUUCGUCCGCAGUUGCUAGAAACUUCUGAUGAAACUGAGAAAUUGAUGAUAAAGAUUGAACAAGAUACAAUUCAGGUGGAAGCAAAGAAGGAAAUUGUUGCGUGUGAUGAAGCUUUGGCAAAUGAAGCUGCUGCAGCUGCUCAAGCAAUCAGGGAUGACUGUGAGAAUGAUCUAGCUGAAGCUAUCCCUGCCCUGCAGUCGGCUGUAAACUCUCUGAAUACUCUUAAACCAAGUGAUAUUACAGUUGUCAAGUCUAUGAAGAAUCCAGCACCUAUUGUCAAGUUUGUUAUAGAGUCAGUUCCAAUAUGUAUUCACAAUCUUAGGCAGGGUAAACUAGUAGACGAUUACUGGUCCCCAGGGCAACAGAUGCUUGGAGAUAUCAAGUUUUUAGAAACUUUGAAAACUUAUGAUAAAGAUAAUAUUCCGCCUGCUAUCAUGAAGAAAAUCCGGGAAACCUAUGUUACAAAUCCAUACUUUGAUCCAAACCUUGUCAAGAAAGUGUCAACAGCUUGUGAAGGCCUAUGCAAAUGGGUUCGAGCGAUUGAAGUGUAUGACCGUGUUAUCAAAAUAGUUGCUCCAAAGAAGGCGAAGUUGUCAGAAGCUGAAACUGAGCUGGCGAACCAGAUGGACAAACUCAACGAGAAACGAGCUCAGCUUCAGCAAGUCACUGAUAAACUCCAAGCUCUCAAUGACGAGUUUGCUGCAAUGACGAAGAAGAAGAAAGAUCUUGAGGACAAUAUAGAACUAUGCAGCCAGAAGUUAGAUCGAGCAGAGAAGUUGAUUCAUGGAUUGGGAGGAGAGAGAGCUCGAUGGGGAGAAAUGGCGCAAAUGCUUAAAGGAAAAUGUCUGUGUUAUAGAAAAGAGAUAAUAUCUGACUGGCAAACACUGUGUAAAGAACAGAAGAUUCUUUGCUCACAGGAGUUCAGUUUAACAAGUAUACUUGGAGAUCAGGUUUUGAUCAGACAAUGGCAGAUUGCUGGCCUACCAAAGGAUUAUUUCUCUGUAGAUAACGGAAUAAUUGUCUCAAAUGCCAGACGUUGGUCCUUGAUGAUUGAUCCACAAGGCCAGGCAUCAAAAUGGAUAAAAAAUAUGGAGAAAUCUAACUCCCUUGUGAUAAUCAAGUAUUCCGAUCCUAAAUAUCUGGCCGGUAUACAGACUGCUGUGGAACAAGGAAACCCCUGUCUUCUAGAGAAUGUAGGAGAGAGUUUAGAUCCAGGAUUAAGCUCUGUUCUAUCCCGACAAACGUUCUCUAGUGGAGGUAGUGAAUGUAUCCAGAUUGGGGAGAACAUUGUAGAAUAUAAUUCUAAAUUCAGAUUGUAUAUAACAACAGAAACUAGAAACCCAAGGUUUCCUCCCGAGAUUGCUGUUAAGGUUACGAUGAUCAACUUUAUGAUUACUCCUCAAGGAUUACAGGACCAGCUACUGGGUAUCCUGGCUGCAGAGGAGAAACCUGAGCUUGAAGAGAAGAAGAACAACUUGAUCCUGGAGGGAGCCAGCAACAACCAGCAGCUGAAGCAGAUUGAGGACAAGAUUCUUGCUGUACUCUCCAGCUCUCAGGGGAAUAUACUGGAGGAUGAGACAGCUAUACAGAUACUCUCAUCAUCUAAGGUGCUAUCAGAAGAAAUUGCUGCGAAACAGGAGAUAGCAACCAGUACAGAGGAGGAGAUUGAUAAGACAAGGAAUGGAUACAGACCUGUAGCUGAGCACGCCUCCAUCUUGUUUUUCUGUAUUGUUGAAUUAGAGAAUAUAGAUCCUAUGUACAAGUUCUCUCUACCAUGGUUCAUCAAAAUAUACCACAGGUCUAUCUUAGACUCAAAGAAAAAUGAAAACAUACAACAACGAAUAAGUGAUCUCAAAACAAAAUUAACAGCAAAAAUGUACAAAAAACUAAGUUGGUCUGUGUUCCAAGAUCAUCUUCUCAUUUUCUCCUUCCUUCUGUGUGUUGGUAUUCAGACAAGAGAUAAGGAGGAGAACAGGAACCUUUGGUCUCUUCUUCUUACAGGUUACAUUGAAUUAGAUUAUUUAUUAUUUCUAAUUGUCAGAGCUUCAUCACUCUUCAAGUUUCAAGGUUUAAUGAACCAUGUGAGAGAGAAUAACGAAAUGUGGAAGGAAUUUUAUAAUUCAGAUUCCCCAUACCUGGCCGACCUACCGGAUGUAUAUUCCAGCCUCGAAGGUCUAGAAAAAAUUCUUCUUGUCAAAUUGUUCAGAAAAGAUAAAGUUCUCUCUGCAAUCCGCGCCUUUGUCGAGCAACACUUAGGUGUUGAGUUCACCCAAUCUCCAGAGUUUGAUAUAAAAGCUGUGUUUGAUGAUUCUAGUCCUGAUUUGCCUCUCAUCUUUGUACUCAGCUCUGGAGCAGAUCCUUUAGACCAGCUUUACAAGCUAGCAACUAAACUAGGAUAUCAGGAUAAUAUUAAGGCUCUCUCCCUGGGACAAGGUCAAGGUAGUGCAGCUGAACAGCUGAUACUAGACAGUAUAAAGAGCGGGGACUGGGUUCUACUACAGAACUGCCAUCUAGCGACAACAUGGUUACCCACGCUCUCAACACUCUGGGAGGAACUUAUUUGCAAACAGGAUCCUCAUCCAGCAUUUAGGCUUUGGUUAACUAGUUAUCCAUCUCAUCAUUUUCCUAGCUCUAUACUCCAGGCUGGUGUAAAAAUAGCUUUGGAACGGCCAUCAGGGGUAAAACAUAAUAUGGAAACAUUUUAUAAAUCCCACCUACUCCAGGAUAAAGAGUUCCAGGAUGGGAUGGAGAAUAAUAUAGUUUUUCACCGUCUUCUCUACUCUCUUUCUUUCUUCCAUGGCGUAGUCAUGGAGAGAGGAUUCUAUGGAUCUCUUGGUUGGAAUGAAAGGUAUGAGUUUUCUACAGCUGAUCUGGAAGUGAGUGCAAAACAGUUGAGAUCUCUCCUAAAAGCGGAGGUGGAUCCCCCGUAUCAGGCCCUGAAAUACCUGACUGCUGAAUGUAACUAUGGUGGUAGAAUUUUAGAUCUUCAAGACAGGAUUCUCAUCAACUCACUUCUUAACUCAUUCUAUUCAACACAGAUAGCCACCAACCACGGGUCAAGAUUGAUGACUGAUGAGUUUUGUGUUCCGACAGAUUUAAGUGUUGAGGGCUGUUUGAACCAGAUCCAUACUAUACCAGUUCCUGUUCAACCAGCAGUUUUAGGUAAUAUUAGACUAUACCAGUUCCUGUUCAACCAGCAGUUUCUUGUUAAGGUUCCUGGUUUUCUUGAUACUGAACUAGAUGAACUCUAUCCAACACAAUAUUAUCAGAGUUUAAACUCAGUUCUCAAAAUAGAAGUUGCUCGGUUUAAUUCUUUACUCAGGCUUGUGACUAUGUCUCUGGAAGAUCUUAGGUCAGCUCUGAGAGGAGAAAUUAUCAUGUCAUUGGAGAUAGAAGAUACUCUUAACAGUGUUAUCAGGAGCAGUGUUCCCUGUUCUUGGUCAAAGAUAUCCUACAAGAGUGAGUUCCCUCUGUCAGAAUAUCUAAAUAAUCUGGUUUCCAGAUUAGAUUGGAUAAAGAACUGGAUAAAAAAUGGAACUCCACAAGUUUUCUGGUUUUCAGGAUUCUACUUCCCUCAAUCCUUUCUAUCUGCAGUUCUCCAAAACUACGCUAGAGGGAAGAAUGUUCCUGUCGAAAAAACUAGAUUUCAAUUCAAGAUUCUGAAAAAAGGAGAAGAUAUAUUGGAGGGGGAGACAGGCAUCAGUGGUCUCUUCCUAGAAGGAGCUAGAUGGGACCAUGAGAAACAUGAGUUGGUUGAGAGCAAUGCUAUGGUUCGGUAUACUCAGUUACCAACUGUUAUUCUCAUCCCUACACAAUUAGAAGACGACAUUAAGAGUACACAAGUAGAAGACGACAUUAAGAUAACAGAAUACAGGUGUCCUGUGUACAUGACUGCAGGGAGACAAGGAGAGGAUAAUACUGCUGGUCACUCCUCUAAUUACAUAUUCAGCAUUAACCUUGCAACAUCUCUACCUAUCUCGCACUGGAUUAACCGGGGAGUUGCAGCUAUUUGUCAAGUUCAAACUUAACAAUAUUACCACUAGAUGGAGCUCCAGCUAUUUGUCAAGUUCAUACUUAAAAGUAUUACCACUAGAUGGAGUUGCAGCUAUUUGUCAAGUUCAAUAUUAACAAUAUUACCACUAGAUGGAGUUGCAGCUAUUUUUCAAGUUCAAACUUAAAAAUAGUGCCGCUAAAUAGAGUUGCAGCUAUUUGUCAAGUUCAAACUUAAAAAUAUUACCGCUUGAUGGAUUUGCAGCUAUUUGUCAAGUUCAGACUUAACAAUAUUACCGCUAGAUGGAGUUGCAGCUAUUUGUCAAGUUCAAAAUUGACAAUAUUACCACUAAAUGGAGUUGCAGCUAUUUGUCAAGUUCAAACUUAACAAUAUUACCGCUAGAUGGAAAUGCAGCUAUUUGUCAAGUUCAAACUUAACAAUAUUACCGCUAGAUGGAGUUGCAGCUAUUUGUCAAGUUCAAAAUUGACAAUAUUACCGCUAGAUGGAGUUGCAACUAUUCGUCAAGUUCAAACUUAACAAUAUUACCGCUAAAUGGAGUUGCAGCUAUUUGUCAAGUUCAAACUUAACAAUAUUACCGCUAAAUGGAGUUGCAGCUAUUUGUCAAGUUCAAACUUAAAAAUUUUACCGCUAGAUGGAUUUGCAGCUAUUUGUCAAGUUCAAAAUUAACAAUAUUACCACUAGAUGGAGUUGCAGCUAUUUAUCAAGUUCAAACUUUUCAUUAAGAAUGUAAUUGUUUAACAAUAUUAUUGUAGUUUUUAUAGCUUGUCAAUAUUAUUGUUAAACAGUUUUAAUUGCUUAACAAUAUUAUCAUUAGAAAGUACAUUUUCUUAAAAGGUUGCCCUUCGAUAAAUUUCAUUGUUUUACAAUAUUAUUGUUCAUCAAUUUUCAUUGCUUAACAAUUUAUUGUUAAACAGUUUUUUUUGCCUCGUUAAAUGCAGGUUUUUAAUCCUUUGCAAAAAUAUUGUAAAAUGAAUUCACUAAGUUGUAAGUGAAUAAAUUAAUGUAGUGUGUAAUUUUAAUGCUUAAGUCAAUUUAUAAAAUAUGAACACACUUUUAGAA